Stomoxys calcitrans (stable fly) is the source of this 14254-nucleotide messenger RNA. RefSeq lists its product as uncharacterized. The record is from RefSeq and is a predicted model, not a curated record. Lineage: Eukaryota; Metazoa; Arthropoda; Insecta; Diptera; Muscidae. Bases 16 to 13620 code for a protein of 4534 amino acids. The transcript is spliced from 27 exons.
GUCGUCCGUGCAACGAUGGAGGAAGAUGUUUUGAAUGCCUUACACAGCCGUACGGCCUAUUUGCCGGGCAGCUGUGAUCGUGAUGGCAAAAUUAUUUUCAUUGUCAAUGUUAUCAACGAUCUUCAAAGUUGGCAGCGCAAAUGUUUGGAGCUUUCAGCCGCCUAUUUGCGACGAUCUCUGAGUGACAUCAUUUUGCAAAGGGGCAUAGCGGUAAUUGUCGAUGCCCAGAAGUCAACGGCUCGCAUAACAAGGCAACAUGCUCGCUACAUUUACAAUUUGUUCGAGGGCCUAAAAGUCAGUCUGUAUCUAGUCAAAUCGGAAGGAUUCUGGGAGAAACAUGUGGAGACAUGUGCAAAAGGUCAAAGCAAAGCGGAGCCCAUUGUCUUGUCUAAGGCCCGCUUAACAAAAUUUUUCGAUUUGUCUUCACUGCCCGAACAAUUGGGGGGCAGCCUACAAUACAAUCAUGAUUUGUGGCUACAACAACGCAAGUCUGUGGAAGAGUUCAUUAAAUAUUAUGACGAUUGUUUAAAAUCCAUGGAAAGUUUACACCAACGACUGCAGGGCAAUAAAUCAAUACGACCAACGGAAGCGGAUGUGCAGCUUAAGAAGAGUGCCCAACAACAUAACGCAGUGCAGUGCAGCAUUGAUACGGUCAUUGCCAUGGGCAAUCGUAUAUUAACGCAUUUCAAUGAAGUCUAUGCUCCAACUCCGCCGUUUGCAGCCUCUGUGUCCAGCAACACAGCAGCACCGCAUGCCAGUGCAAGCACAACUUUAAAUAAAACCAAAGCAAAAUCUACAACAACACUAACCACAAACUCCAAAUCGAAUUCAACGUCAACAGCAGUGCCAACAUCAACGCAACCACAGCAGCAUGAUUCAAACAAAGUUUACCUCAGUGCUGCGUCUGCGCACUCGCCACCUGUUACAAGCACCACAAGUGGGUCGCUGACUAAACUGCCAUUGCCACCCGACUUGAAUUGUGAACGAGCCCGCAUUGAAAUGCGUCUAAAUGAAAUUGAAAAACGCCAAACCGAUGUGCGGACAGCCUGGCUUGAAUUGCUGCAGUCGGUGAGGGAAGCCAGAGAAGUGGCCACCCUGGAGGAGGGAGUGGCCUUUGUCACCAAUUGGAUUUUAAACACGGCGGAGCAAAAGCUGAAUCGCCAAACGACCAUUGGCUGUGAUGUCAAGGCGUGUGAGCAGUUGAGAACAGCACAUGACCAGCUGGAAUUGGAAUGUCGUGAAACGUAUGGCUUCUAUGCUGAGUUGUUGUACAAAAUCGAUUCAUAUUCCGGCAGCAAGGAUACGCAGGCAUUUCGUGACCUAUUGCCACAAAAGGAAUUCAUGCAGUUUGUGUGUCGUUCGUUUGCCACCAGGCUGGAGAGAAGGCGCAACAUUCUGAUCACCUCAUUGCGGUUUUAUCGCCUGGUAACCGAAUAUUUUGAAAGAACCACAGAUGUGUUCGAAUCACUAGUCAUGGGAACGACAGGGGGUAAAAUUGGGGAUUUAACAGCGGCCACGUCAACGCUGAAAAAGCUUAAAAGUUCUCAACAAAAUUUGGUUACCAUGGAACGAGAAUUGAUAAAGGAUGGCGAAAAACUCAGCGACAUACUGUCAAUGCCGGUUAAAGAUGCACUUGGCCGUGACCUACACAUUGACUACAGCGAUGACAUCUGUAAUAUUCGUGAAAUUUUAGACACAACACUGGCGAGACGGAAAAUUUUCAGCGAUAGCGUUGAACUGCAAAAGCUCACCUUGGAACAGGUGACACACAUUUACACAUACGAGCAGGAUGCACGCAUGGCCAUCAAAUGGCUGGACGAUUUGUACAAUGUCAUGAUCAAAUGCCACUCCCAUGUUGGCUGCAACAUACACGAGAUACAGGUGCAAAAGGAUGAGUUGCAAACAUUUCAGGAAACUGGAAAGAGUAUCUUCCAGUACGGCUGUCAAUUGCUGGAGGCCUCACAAACAUUGCGCAGCACCUGCAAGCUGGAGGUAACUCAAACACUGCAAAUGCAUCGGCAAUUGGAGAAGACAUGGCACAGUCUGCAGGCCAUAAGUCAAGAGCACAUGACACGUCUACGCGUUUCCGCUGUCUUUCAUCGCAGUGUCGAAGACUAUUGUCAGCAGCUGAUGGAUCUACGACGCAGCCUGCGCUCUAUGCUGCAACAGCAACGACUGCAGAUGCGCCACCAACAGCGUAGCAGCAGCAGUGGGGUCAGCAGUGAAUCCGCCUCGCCGCAACCAUCCUCCACAACCUCUACCAUGACGCGCAAUACCACAUCAUCAUCGCCCUGCCAUCUCAAUUCUGCUUCCAUGCCACGAAAGACUUGCACAUCCAGCAGAAGAACAGGGCCGCUGAUGCUGGCGACCGCCCUGCUCAACGAUUGCGGUGUGGUGGCACUCACCGAAAAAUCUUUAAACGAGCAGAACGAAUUGUUGCGCAAGUAUUUGGUGGAACGUGAAAAACUUUUGUUGGAAGUAGGUCGCAUGGUACGUCUGGGAAGGCUACUCAAAACACGUUUGAAGGAACCUUUCAUCUUGGAUGCAGCCACAGGCAAAUGCGUUGUGGUCGAAGACUUGCCCACAGAAAUAACAGCACCCAGUCCCUCCAUGGAGAGUUCGAUAUCGGGUAGCAGCAGUAACACCAGCACUAGCACUACAGUGGACUCAAUCUCAACGCGUUUAGCAGCUGAUCCCACCAAAGUUGUUAUAAAUCCCACGGGUAGCAAUGGCAUGGCCUGCACUGCCAUCACUGGAAAACUGACGGAUAUUGCCGAAGUUGCAGAAUCUUUGGAUACAGUUAUACGAGACAUCCAGGAGAAUUCGCAGAGGGUAGAAGUGGAGUCGAAUCCCAGCCCAAGGGAUAAGAAGCUGGGAACACUAAGGAGCACAAGCAGUGAGGACUGGCAUUCCCGUUCUACCGAAGAUGACUCUUUCGUGACGGCUUCUGAAGGUCGCACUUCUUCGUAUAUGAGUUGCAAUAAGAGCUCAUUCGAUUAUAGUGAGGGAGAUGACUCCACAUUGGCUUUUGAUAUGCCUGACGUCAAUUUACCCUUCAAUAUGUCCUUUGAUGAAUCGGAACAUAGUUUCAUUUCGGCCCAGCAGGAUGGCAAUAAAACACCCACAAAACUAUCGGAAAAUGAUGAUGUUACCUUGGACGAGCUGAGGGCGCCCAGUAGUUUGGCAGAUAUUGAAGAUUUGCACAGUGAAAGUGUAACUCCCACUCCAGCGGAAACCGAGGAACUUUAUGUUGACAGCAUACCAGUGGAAUCUGAAACAGAACUGGAGGUGGCCACUAUUGCCAAUGCAUCCUCAAUGCAGGUUCUAACUGAAUGUCCAAAAAUGCCGAUGUCCUUAACGCCAGAGAGUAUCGAGAAAUUAUACAUCAAAGUUGUGGAACUGGAACCAAAGAUAACAACCUUAGGUGCUAAUCUCGAAGAAUCAAUAAGACUACAAAGCGACCACGAUGAGACUCUUAGGAAUAUACAGAACCUGCCCGGUCCCAUGGAAGAAUUCGUUCACAAGGCUGACAAAUUGCUGGCCAGCAAGCGCAUCAGUUCGGAUCUAGUCAAUGCCAUGGCCGAUACUUUGAACAUCAUUUGGGCUGAUAUUUUACACCUGCUCCAAGAUCGUCAAAAUAUUCUUCACAUGUGCACCCAAUUCCAGGACAAAAUGGUUCAGUGCCGAAGACGAAUGGACUCGUUGGAGGUUGCCUGCAUCGAUACCAUGAUACCCAUUGAGGUGGCAGCUGUCCAAGAGUUUCUUAGUAAAUUCAAACAGCUGCGCAUCGAUAUGCUGACGGCCGUCAUGGCAGCUCUUAAGGACGGCAAUGAAUUGUUGGCCCAAUUGCAAGAACUGGAGAAUCUGGAGACAUUGGACACACGACCUGAGCACAUUAAGCGUGAUGCUGCCAGGGCAGUGCAUCAGGUGCAACAAUGGCUGGAGGCUUUGCAUGACAGACGCAAUACUUUGGAGAUUGCCUGGCAGACUAGGAAAACACAACUGGAACAGUGUUUGGCCCUGGCCAUGUUGGGACGAGAAUUGAUUGAUGUGGAAGCGUUGCUGCAGCGUCAAAAGGAUGAAAUCUCCAGCCUCUUUAGUUUGGGAGAAUGUGAACACACAGCGAAUCUGGCCUUACAAAAUUAUCGCGAACACAAACAACAUGCUGUGCAGGUGCGGGAUCGAGCCCUCAAAAUUACUCGAGCCAAAGAAAAACUGCAGGCCUCGGGCACCUUUACCGGAGAUGAGGCUUGUGCUAGGGCCUAUAAUGUGUUGAGUGCUUGCUCGGAACAUUUGGAUUUAGUGGAUCAGCGAGAACAUUGGCUACAACAGUCAAGGGACUUUUUCGCCAAGGCCGACAAUACUCUUAAAGUGUUGGAGAAACUGGAGGUGGAGUUGUCCAAUGUUAAACUGCCUCCAAAUUCCCAAGAAAGUUAUGCCAUGUAUUCCAAGGUGGCUCGAGAUGUGGCCAGAUUCACGGAGGAGCCUUUGCGUUUGGGCUACAGCAUUUUAGACGAAGUGGGUCGUACACAGCCCGAAACCCAAGGUAUUAAGCGGGUGUUGGAUGAGAUUGAAAAUCGUAAAGCCUAUAUAGAGGGCAUUUGUGCCAACAGCAAUGAGGAGCAGCGGCGUGUCAAUGAAGCUCUUAAGGAAUUUUUCGCCCAAUACAAUGAUCUGCUGCAGUGGCUAAUGUCCUCGGGUCAACAAUAUCUACAGCAAAAUAUACACAUGGGCAGAACCUUGGAACAGAGUAAACAAUUUUUGCUGCAGCACCAUGAGCUCAUGCAGGAUUUAGAGAUAAAAGGUGAACUUAUCAAUCUACUGCUGGAAUCUAUCAAAACCCAUUUGGAAUCGUUGAGUGCCCAGCAGCGCUAUGAUGUUGACUCCAAGGCCGAAUCGUUGCACAAGCAUUGGAUAGAAUUGAAAGAUUUGGUACUGAAACGUGUCGACUGUGUUUCGGUCCUUAUCGAAUUCUUUGAAAAGGCCAACGAAUUUGGCAGCCAAAUGGAUAAUCUGAAGCGUCAAUUGGCCUUUACACCCAAUGAACAGAAACUACCAUUUUUGCAAGAGACUUGGACGAAUAUGCGUACAAAUUUCGCAGAAUUAAAGAAUUUAGGUUCCAGAUUCCAGAACUGGAGGAUAUUGGAUCCGUAUCUCGAUACAAAACCAUCUGUGAAUGCUGUCGAAGAUAUCCUCAAUGGUUUCAGUAAGCAACAGUUCGAUGUAACAACAAGUUUUGAAAAUUGGACAACGCAUAUAACGGAAAAGCGUGAAGUUGAAACUAUUCUGGAGACGAUCAUGAGUCAAAAUGAAGAGACCGCUGCCAAAACCACAAAUGUGGAUACUCAACUAUAUCCGAUUUUCUCAACACCAUCAGAGGAUGCCAAACAAUUGCACAAUAUCACCAGUGAAAAAUUGAAAGUUGUCUUGCAGGAUAUCGAUCAGGCACAAAAUGAAAUACAAGAAAGAGUUCACACCACUCUCAACAUACAAACGAAGGAUCCCGAAGCAAUGCAAAAGAUAGAACAGGUCAUAGCCAAUUUGCGCACUCUAAAAUCAAAACUCGAUGGCAUUCGAUACGAUUAUAAGACAUUGGUGGAGAGUAGCUUGCAAUUUUUGGAAAGCGUGCUUAAAAUUCACCAAGAAAUCACAGACUACUUUACAAAACAAAAGCAGCAUCAGCAGAAUUCAAAUGAUGCCAUUGAGCGUUGCAUUGCCGAACAUGAGAAGUUCCGUGAUGUGAGUAUGGAACGUUUCCGCUCACUCAUCACCCAAUCCGAGAUUCUGAUCGAUCGGGUGAGGGCUUUAGAACCCGCGGGAGCCAAGGAGGUGGAUACCGAUCGUAUUUUGAAGCUGAUGGAAAAUCUGCGUUUAUACUUUGAGUCCUGCAAUGGCGAAAGAAUGUCCUCGUUGGAGCGUCUGGAGAAAUUGGACAAGUUCAAAAAUGAUUUGGUGGAUAUCAAUCGCAGUUUAGAUAGCGUUUCGAGGCAAUUGCAAGAAAUCAAUGGACAAAAUGUGGAUAGUUUGGCUGCCGCAAAGACAACAUCAUUGGCAUUUGAGUAUUUUGAACGAACCAUUGAGAGUUUUAUGCCGAAAGUUUUAAAACCCACACGUCAUGAAUUGCGUUGGGGCUGUUAUCUUCACACAAUGGAGUUGCUUGAAAAGCGCAUUGAAAAAUUCACUGAGACUACCACCCAACAGUUGCUGAUUUCCAAUCCAGAGAGUGAAACCUUCUUCCGCGAAGAACUGCGAAAGCUUAACGAGAAAUGGCAACAAUUCAGAGAUCAAGUGAAACAAAAGAGAAAUUCACUCAACCAGGCCACUGAAUUUUUCGAGGUGGUGGAAAAGAUUGAUUGCGAAUAUCGCGAGAUCAGCUAUUUCUACAACAGCGUCUCUAAUAAAAUACCCUAUCUUCGCGAUCCAGUCGAAGCCUCAAAUCUGGUCAAUGACAUUGACAAAUAUGUUAACGAACGUGAAGCCCCUUUGCGUGAAAAACUGGAAAAUGCUGCCAAAUGUACGCACGAUAUGAACAAAGUUUCCCAACUGUACAAUGACGUCAUGACCAUAUUCCAAUCGUUUAUGAAACUAAAGUCGGACAUAACGAUAGUUUCGGAACGUCUUAAGAAUGAAGAGAGAGCACGGGAACAACGUGAACGUGAUGCUCGGGAGCAAGCCGAACGGGAGAAGGCAAUGCGCGAAGCUGAAGCUCGGGAGAGGGCAGCACGCGAACAGGAGGCACGUCUGCAGGCAUUCCAAGAGCAAGCAGCACGUGAACAGGCCGAACGUGAUCGUUUGGCUCGUGAAUUGGCCGCACGUGAACAAGCAGUGCGCGAAGAGGAGCAACGUCUGUUAAUGGCUCGUGAACAGGCAUCCCGCGAACAGGCCCUCCGCGAGCAGCAAGCACGCGAAGAGGAACAAGCUCGUUUGAGAGCCUUGCGUGAGGAAGAAGCUCGUCUGCAAGCGGUUCGUGAACAAACCGCUCGAGAACAGGCAGCACGCGAGCAACAGGCACGCGAAGAGGAACAAACACGAUUGCGUAUUAUACGCGAGGAGGAGAUACGUUUGCAAACUCUACGCGAACAAACUGUACGCGAAGAGGAGUCACGUAUUCAAGCGCUACGUGAACAAACGAAACGCGAAGAAGAAGCUCGCAUGUUGGCCUUUAAAGAACAAAUGGAGCGUGAGGAGUCACUUAAGCGUUUGCAGAGCGUGCGUGACCAAAUCGACCAUCAACGCAUAGUUACAGAAAAUAUACGCAAGGACAUUGAAAUCAAUCACAUAUUCACUGAAAUAAAGUACUCCUCGCCAGUCUUUGUGAAGCCUUUGAAGGAUGCCGUGACCCGUGAAGGAGAUAAAUUCACUUUUGAAUGUGAAGUUACUGGCAGUCCCGAACCUUCUAUUGAAUGGUAUAAAGAUGGCAUUCUGAUUCAAAACAAUCCUGAUUAUAAGACCAGUUUCGACAAGGGCCUAUGCCGUCUUGUUAUUGAGGAAACUUUUGCUGCUGAUUCGGCCAGAUUUUCCUGCAGGGCCUCAAAUUUGGUGGGCAAUGCUACCACCAAUGCAGUAUUGUCGGUACGUGAAAAUGCCGCCGAAGUACAAAUGAUUGCACCACGUAUUGUGCGUUACCUGGCCAGCGGUAGUGCCAAGGAGGGAUCUUCUUUUGAAUUCUCCUGUGUUGUAACCGGCAAUCCUUUGCCCACGGUGCAAUGGUAUAAGAAUGACAAAUGUAUCGACGAUUCGCCGGACUAUGUGAUCAGUUACAAUAAUGGCGAGGCCAAGUUGCGUUUCGAAGAGGUCUUCUUGGAGGAUGAUGCAGUCUACACUUGCAGUGCUUCCAAUCCAGCUGGCAUCGAACACUGCUCAGCCAGUCUGCUGGUAGAACCUCUUGAACCCACUGAAGUUCCCCACUUCAAGAUACCUCUCAACAAUGCCAUGGCUCGCGUAGGCCAAAAGGUUAAGUUGGAAGCUUUAGUUGGGGGCAUACCGCGUCCCGAUGUCUAUUGGCUUCACAAUGGCAAACAAUUCUUCCCUCGUGAUGUAAAGUAUGAGUACGGCCGCGUAACGCUUAUAAUACCACAAGCCUAUCCAAACGACGCUGGAGUCUAUGUACUGACAGCUAAAAAUUUAGCAGGUGAAGCUUAUAGUUCGUGUAACGUGAUUGUCAAAGGACGUCUGCCAAACGAGACGUCCGAUUCGGAAAUGGCUUCGGAUAUGGAACCGACUAAGCCAACGGUGCAGUUGUCGCUAAAAGAUGUAUCGAUUGUCGAGGGUAAAUCAGUGCGUCUCGAUUGUAUAAUUGUGGGCCAGCCCGAGCCCGAAGUGAUUUGGUAUCACAACGAGAAGCCCAUCAAGGAAUCGGCUGAGGUGAAGUUGCUCUUCCAGGGCGACAAGUGUUCGUUGAUUAUUCAGGAGGCGUUUGCUGAUGACGCUGGCAAUUACAAAGUGGUGGCCAUCAAUUCCGCGGGCGAAGCUUCGAGCAGCUGCGAUGUGAAGGUCACACCAUCCACCGAAUCGGAAACUGCCUCCGUGGCUGGAUCUGAAACCAAGAAAGAGAAGAAGGUGGAAACAAUCGUUGUGGAAGACGUAGGCGAAGAAGAGGAAGAAGAAGUUGUUGUGGAAGAGGUCGAGGAGGAGGAAGAGGAUGAAGAGGCCUUCCUCGAAUUUGUAAAGAAAAUCGAGGAUCAAACUGCCGAAAUGGGAGAAGCAGUCAAAUUUGAAGUCGUCCUCAAGGCUAGUCCCAAAGCCACAGUGGAGUGGUUCUUCAAUGGCAAGGAGGUCAAGGCUGACAAUGACAGCUUUGCUCUCUCCACCAAGGGAGAUGACCAUUUCUAUUUUACUGUAAAGAAAAUGAGCACCUCCACCGCUGGCAAGGUAGAGGUAAGAGCCAAGAACACUGUUGGUGUCUCUUCGUGCGUAGCUUUCUUGGGCUUGUCCACUUCCGAGUUGGACGACAUGACCGAUGAUGAGACCCAAAGCCUUACUCAGGAUAACUCUGCCUCGGCUUCGGUAACCAUCGAAAAGAAAACCGUUACCACCACCACCACCCAAUCGCAGGUGAAGACUUCCAAUGGCGAUCCCCCAUCUCAAAUCCCCGAGAUAGUGGAAGAGAGCCCCAAGGAAAUGGUGCUUUUGGAGACCACCGUUACCGGCUCCCCCACCCAUGGCCAUGAUUCCGUGCCCGGUUCUCCAUCCGGUGGUCGCAAAACCUAUGCUCCCCGCUUUACCACCGCCCUUGCGGGAAAAAUUGUCGAUCAGGGCACAGAUAUUACCAUGGAAGCUGUCGUCGAUGGCCAGCCUACUCCCGACAUCGUUAAGGUGGAGAAGAACGGUUCCAAUUUGAUGCAAAAUGAUCGCAUCUCCAUCAAAGCCAAGGAUAACCAUGUCGUUAUUGGUGUCAAGAAUGUAAAUCAUACGGAUGCUGGACGCUAUGCCGUCACUGCCAGUAAUGUAGCUGGCCAGGCAACCACCACGGCCGAUUUGAUUGUCAAAAAGUCCAUCUUCCCACCUGUCUUUGGCAAGCGUUUGCAAGCUCAAGUCAUGAAGAAGAAUGAGAGGAUUGUCAUGGAAGUCGAAGUCACUGGUUUACCCCCACCAUCGAUCGUCUGGAUGAAGGACGAAAAGCCACUGAAUGAGGCUGAAAUAUCGCAACAUAGACUCCUGGUUAAUGGCAAUUGCCAUACAUUGAUCAUCGAAAGAGCCCUUAUUAGCGACUCUGGCAAGUACAUGGUCAAGGCAACCAAUGCUGCUGGCGAAGCCAAAAGCAUAGCGGACUGUGCCGUUUUGGAACCAACUCCAGAACGCAUGCAAGAGGUGGUCAAGACUGUUGUCUUUGAGAGACCCGAUGCAUUCACCACUGAAUUUAACAAGGAACCAAUGUCGUAUGAGACCCACAGAAGCGAAAGCACCAAGGCUAGCGACAUGCAUGGCUUAUCAGAGUCCAAGAUUAUAACUGAGCAUCGUUGCACUACCGAGGCAACCAUGCGUCUAGAACAUAAACCUGUCUACUCCGAUUUGCCUGACCGUCUGACAAGACCUAGCAGCAUGGAUGUGACCGACCACAUUGGUAGUAGAGUGCCACCGCCAACGUUUACUCCCGCUCCCUAUAUGGUGCCAACACCAUUCAGUGGGCCUACGCCUUUCGCUGGGCCCACGCCUUUUGGCGGGGCAGCGCCUUACAGCGGACCCACACCCUUCAGCGGACCAACGCCUUUCCAACCCUCAGCUCCAACAACGGCAUCGCCUAUGUUCCAACCUAAGCCUCAUGUUAGCUUCCAAGACACGAACGACGGUGAACCCAUGUCGGUCAUCGAUUCGGACGAGAAGAAGAAAUCUUCCUUUGAGUAUUUCAAAAAAAUCGAUAAGGUCAUUCAAAGUGGUGGGCCCUCAGACUAUAGCUUCCAAAAAUCCGAUACACAACACACUACGUACGAAGAUCACUCCUUGAGACGGGGUGAGCCUCCUCAAAUGUAUUACACACCCAAUUCUGACGGCGAAACGAAAACUAAACCCCCUCCGAUUAAUGAAAGAAUCAAGCAACUGGAAGAAAUUCCCGUCAAUACCAAAGAGCCGCCACAUGGUGGUGUGCCUGUAUUCCCUCCCAAAGCAGGUACUCCCAAACCGUCUUUGGAAGGUUUGAAGAUGGAAAAACUCUGGACUCCCGCUGCCACACAUCCCUCGGGUCUGGCUGGCUCCAAUCAUGAUCUAAGUGCACCUUCACUGGUAAAACAGGCCUUAGGCGGUGGUAGACCCAAAACCCCCAUCGAUGACAUUGAAUUACAACCCGGCACACCCCCAGAAAUGUGUUUUGCCCCCAAGGGCUCUGGCAUAGAUCAGCGCCAAUCCAUAGUGGAAACCAUGGAGAAGAUUAUCGAGGAGAAACUCAUACAGACCAAACCCACCAAUGUCUUGCCUCAGUCCGUGCCCACGGUAACACCACUAACGCCCACCGAUAUUCCCAACCUAGCACCGACCUACAAGCCACCCCCACCAGUUAUUCCCAGCAAGUUGCAAACGCCCUACGAGAGUGAUUACGAAAGUGAUCGCUACAAGCGCAGUGGCAGUGAGUCUGAUGAAAACUCCCUCCGUACAUCAUUGACAUCGUUCCAGGCUACGGGAGCCAAGACAAACGGUUAUGCAGCCGAUACCGAAGACAAACAGGAGAGCUAUUCCACCACCGAGAAUAAAUAUCAUCACGAGGACAAGGGUUACUCUGUAACAUCCAUGACCAAGAAUGUGUCCUACAACAUGUCUUCGACCACUGGUGGUGCUACCAAGCCAUUUGCACCCGAACCGGUUUACCAACAACCACCUUCGAUGGGUUACAAACCCGUCCCAGCUCCCAGCCCCAUUCCGGCUCAACGUAAGACUCCGGCAGCCGAAUACAGCGACUAUAGCAGUGAAAUUGAUGAACGCUUCCGUUCCGUUUCUCGUGCUUCCGAAAAUGAAAUUAAGGGCUACCGUGUAGUUCAUCCCCCGACUCCGGUGGCCAAGCCAGCUGUAAAUGGUCAUAAAUCUCCUGUGGUUGUGGUCACCCCCUCACCCAUGGAAUUCGAACCAACUCCACCGACAUCGGCCCCAUCUUAUGCUGCUAAGCCAAGACAAUUUGGCACUUAUCAACAACAACAAAGCAAACAAUUUAGCCAAACGCAUACACAGCAAACGAUGUGCAAGCCUAAGCCAGUGGCUGCUAAGUUCUUGGCCGCUGCCGCCCAGCAACAGCAAACCUUUGCUCCACCACCCCAGCCCAUACCCAAGGACUUCAAGCAACCUCGUGGUGUGGCCCCUCCACCUGGCAUGUACUACAAUGCCGUUGCCAGCUCGCCUGUGCAUGUGCCUCUGAUGGCCACUGAGACCAAGAAUUCCAUGCAGAUGAAGGAAUCCUCGGAAACUUGCCAACGCAUGGUCAAUAUGCAGCAGACCCAACGCGUCAUGCAUUAUGAUAGCCAAAACUACAACAACAACAACAACAGCAAUAUGGGAUCACAAUACCAACAACCAAUGGAGCAAUUGCCCUAUACUCCCACACCUUCGCCCCGAGGCAGGUCUCCUGGUUAUCAGCGUAUGGCACCACCAGCCACCCCCACCAAGUUUACCGCUGGCCAGUUCCGCGAAGGCAGCAGCAUGUACUCGCACAUCGACCAAGUGCGCAUUGCUCCCCUCUGGACACCUCAUGGCCACUCGGGACCCAUGCACUAUCGCCACGUUGAGGCACCCCACGGCAGCAGGUCCAACAGCUUGCCACGCACCUAUGAGCGCGUUCUCUCGCCCAUGGAAUUCGACAGGGGUCCAGAGAUGCCCACCAAAAUUCAAGUGGAUGUGAAUACCAUUCGCCGUGAUCGCGCCAACAACAUUGGCCUACAGAAUCGCACUCAAUCCUUGAAUCGUAAUUCAUCGAUGCGUUCUCAUCAGCAAUAUUACCAAACGAAUACUUACGACAUGGGGCUACCCACAAGCUUCCCACGCGAUGACAUGAACCUCAAGGUAGGUUCACCACCAAGGGCAUAUGGCGUUGUCGGUGGUGGCGACUGGCAAUCACAAGCCGAGCGCCAGGGCAAAAGCAUGAGCUCGUCGUUUGUGCAAAAGACCCAAAAGUUCUCCGAAAACAUGAGCCACGACAUGCACAAAUAUGGCAACUCCAGUGCCCAUCUAGUCAAUGGAUCGGCCUCGCCCAUGGGCUACCGUUCCGGUUACCAACAAGGAUGCAGUGAGGUUGACAAUAGGCCACAAGCUUAUCGUGAUGAAUCAAGGGUAUCUCAAUAUGGUACCAAAUGUGUUGAUCCCAAAACUGGGUUGAUAUAUUUCAAAUAUGAUUUCGGUUAUGAAUUUGGUAUACUCUUCCCCGGUGAGGGUCACAAGUUUGUGGCCAGUCAAUGGAAUAAAUCACGACAGUCAGCCUUGCCCACCAGUCAUCAGCAAAAGUUUAGCAAAGAUACAGGUCGAAAAUCCCUGUAUCCACUGGCAGAAGGUCGCGAUCUAAUAAUACCGGUGCGUCAUGAGCGUAGCAGUGUUACGCCUUCACCCAUAAAUGCAGGUUAUUAUUCCGACACCGAUGUUGGCAAAUAUCGUGGCCAUUCAUCAUCAUUUCGUUCGGUGACACCAAAUCUAUCAUCACCCUCACCAUGUGCGUUUGCUACAAAUAAUAGACUUAGGAAACGUUACAGCCUACCAAAUACCCAGACGAUCGACAUAAACAUUGAUCGUUUACACAGUGGUGAUUCUUUGAAUAAUUUGACAAAUUUACCUUUACCAGGACAACAUGGCCAUCCCGGAGAUAUGGCUGUAAAUUACAGUCGCGAUGAAUAUGUACCCAUUGCACCCAUUUUCAUUACGCCCUUGAAGGAUCAUGCUGUGGCAGCUGGACAAACUGCACGUUUUGAGUGCAUUGUUCAAUCGCAUCCCACACCAUCUGUAACCUGGUCCAGGAAUGGUUACAAUUUGGAUGGCAGUAACAAACACUAUGUGGAAUACCGCAAUGGUGUAUGUCGUCUCACCAUACCGCAUGCAUAUCCAGAUGAUGCUGGUAACUAUGCAUGCACUGCUGCCAACCCCUUGGGCGUUGCCACCUCUAAUGCCAACUUGAAAGUUAAGACCCACUACAAGGCUGUUCACGUCUUUAAAUAAUAGCUUUAAGUUCAUCUAUUCAAUGAGUGUUUUAUAUUAUUCUUAUUAUGCUACUAUGAUGAUACUAUUCGUACUACUACUACUUCUACUACCACUACCACUAUUACCAUACUCGCACCAACAUCACUAUGAUGCAACAAUGCCGAUGCCUAUGAUGGAUCGAUGUUGGAGUGCAGGGUAUGCACAAUAUUGGGGAGUCUAUACAAAUAUCUGCAGAUUACGAACCGCAUUCAAUAGAAGACGAUCGGAUGCAUCCCUUUCAAAACCAUUCAAAUUGUUUCCUUUGUUUUUGUCGAUUACGAAUUGUUGUUAUUAUUGUUUGUAUUAUUAUCAUAAUUAUUAUUAUAUCUACUACAACUAUGCUUAUAAUUAUGUAUUACUAAUAUUGUUAUCGAUUUAUCGAAUUUAUCGAAUGCAUUUUCUAGUCAUUUUUCAUGUUUAUUAUUCACAGCUACACAACAUGUUGCUAGCAACAACACAAUCUACACAAUACUCAUUUCGAUAUCCACACAAUGUUGAGUUCAACAUGUUGCUGGCAACAUAACAUAUAUGUAUGUAUUAUGUUCUUUGGAAUAGGGGAUGAAUCCUAAUAAAGACGACUCAGAUUGACUCCACAAAAAAAAUGAGCUAUGAA